AUGGCUCAUCACACUGUGGCCCCGCUCAGCCCCAUCGCUGCUCCUUGUGGGGCUUUUGGGCCGACAGCUAGGGCUCAGGGUGGGACUGCAGGAUGUCCAGACAGUGGCUUGUUCUCGGUGGGUUUAGAUCAUGCUCCAUUGCAGUAUGUAUAUGCUAUGGUGUUUGCAGUGGAGGAAAUCAAUCAUAGUACAAUGCUGCUACCAGGUGUGAAACUGGGCUACCACAUUUUUGAUAGUUGUGGCCAAGUGCCAUGGGCUCUCCCGGCAGCGCUGUCGCUGGUUGGAGGAGGCAGCACCAGCUGUGAUCAAGCUGUUCCCCUGAUCAUCGGUGGUGCUUCAUCCGUAACAGCGCAGAUACUCUCCAGUACCCUGGGGCAACUCUCUGUACCUUUAAUUAGCUACCUAGCGAGCUGCCCCUGUCUGAGCGACAGGCUCCGAUAUCCUAACUUCUUCAGGACCAUCCCCAGUGAUAUUUAUCAAGCCCGUGCAGUUGCCCACCUUGCUAUACACUUCAACUGGACCUGGAUCGGAGCAGUGGUGGCAAACAAUGAUUAUGGCCUAAUGGCAAUAAAGAUAUUUCAGGAGGAGACUCAGGGGGCAGGGGUGUGUCUGGCAUUUGUAGAAACUCUCCAAAGGGAAAACAUCAUGAGUGAUGCCAGAAGAGCAGCACUCACAAUUCAGGCAUCGACUGCUCGAGUGAUUCUGAUCUUUACCUGGUAUACAGAUGUGAGGGAACUGUUUCUGCAACUAACCAAGAUAAAUGUGACUGACAGACAGUUUCUGGCCAGUGAGGCUUGGAGCACCAGUGGGGAUCUUCUCCAAAAUCCUUCCACUUCUAAAGUGGCAAGUGGUGUUCUUGGUGUGGCCAUUAGAAGUUCAUCUAUACCUGGAUUUGAAAAUUAUCUCAAAAAUUUGCAUCCAAUUCAUCAUCCUGGUGAUGAGUUUUUAAGGGAAAUCUGGGAAGCCGAGUUUGGGUGCAUUCCUUGGGCCACUCCUCUCUUUUCAUAUGUAACCACUACAAAAUGGCCUAGUCACCCAUCAAAUAAUAUUACUUCAUCUCCUGCCAUGUCUGUUCUGAAAGCUUCAUUAUCACCCUGCAAUGGCACAGAGUCCCUGGAGAGAGUACAGAAUCUCUUUACUGACACCUCCCAGCUAAGGGUGACGUAUAAUGUCUACCUCGCUGUUUAUGCUGCAGCCCACGCCCUUCACAACCUUCUCUCAUGCCCCGAUAGUAACAGCCCUUCUGGAAACAACAGCUCCACCUGUUCCUCUCCAAAUAACAUCAAACCCACUGAGCUGUUGCAGUAUUUGAACAACGUGAACUUCACCACACCACAGGGAGAAAUGUUUUAUUUCCAAGGAGCCGACAUUCCAGCAAAGUAUGACCUUGUCAACUGGCAGAGCACUCCUGAGGGGCCACUGAAACUAGUUUUGAUUGGUCGUGUGGAUGGGUUUGAUCUCCACCUUAAUGAAUCAGCUAUUCAGUGGAGCACAGGAUCCAGUCAGUUACCCAUUUCAGUGUGCAGUGAGAGCUGCCCCCCAGGCACCCGAAUGGCCAGCAGGAAAGGGGAACCUGUCUGCUGCUUUGACUGUAUCCCAUGUGCUGAAGGGGAGAUUAGCAAUAAAACUGAUUCCCCUCACUGUGAGCGUUGUCCAUUGGAGUUCUGGUCCAAUGCUAAACGAACUGCCUGCAUCCCUCGCCAGCUGGACUUCCUUUCCUUUAAUGAAACCUUGGGCAUUACCCUAACUACAGUCGCUGUGUCUGGUGCCACCGUGACAACAGCUGUGUUUGUGGUUUUUCUCUACUACCGUCAAACACCUGUGGUGCGAGCCAACAACUCAGAACUGAGCUUUCUGCUUCUUCUGUCGCUGAAGCUCUGCUUCCUGUGCUCGCUGGUGUUCAUCGGUCGUCCAUCAGUCUGGGCUUGUCGGUUCCAGCAGGCAGCUUUUGGGAUCAGCUUUGUACUUUGUGUUUCCUGCCUCCAAGUCAAAACCAUAGUGGUUCUGGCAGCGUUUCGCUCAGCUCGGCCUGGUGCUGAGGCCUUGAUCAGGUGGUUUGGUCCAGGCCAACAGAGAGGAAGUGUCUGCUUUCUUACUUGUAUACAGGUUAUCAUCUGUGCCAUAUGGCUGUCCCUCAGUCCCCCUGUGCCCCAACGUGAUCUGGGUUUCCAAGGGUUAAAGGUCACCCUGGAGUGCGCCAUGACCUCUGUGGUGGGUUUCUCUCUAGUCCUGGGUUAUAUUGGCCUUCUGGCCUGCACCUGCCUCAUACUGGCGUUUCUUGCUCGGAAACUCCCUGACAACUUCAAUGAGGCAAAACUGAUCACCUUCAGCAUGCUGAUCUUCUGUGCUGUCUGGGUGGCCUUUGUCCCAGCUUACGUUAGCUCUCCUGGGAAAUACACAGUUGCUGUGGAGAUUUUUGCCAUCCUGGCCUCUAGUUAUGGUUUACUGCUCUGUAUUUUUGCUCCAAAAUGUUUCAUCAUUCUUUUGAGGCCUGAGAAAAACACUAAGAAACACCUGAUGGCCAGAUAG
Messenger RNA from Seriola dumerili (greater amberjack), 2529 nucleotides. RefSeq names its product extracellular calcium-sensing receptor-like. Gene Ontology annotation, cellular component: membrane. The coding region runs from base 1 to 2529 and encodes 842 amino acids. The transcript has 11 exons. Gene Ontology annotation, biological process: G protein-coupled receptor signaling pathway. The record is from RefSeq and is a predicted model, not a curated record. NCBI's taxonomy places the organism in Eukaryota, Metazoa, Chordata, Actinopteri, Carangiformes, Carangidae. Gene Ontology annotation, molecular function: G protein-coupled receptor activity.